Molecule: messenger RNA, 8368 nt
Organism: Eriocheir sinensis (Chinese mitten crab)
Lineage: Eukaryota; Metazoa; Arthropoda; Malacostraca; Decapoda; Varunidae
Gene: Dmtn
Product: transmembrane and coiled-coil domains protein 2-like
Exons: 11
Coding region: 674-2806 (710 amino acids)
Cellular component (GO): endomembrane system
Source: RefSeq, a predicted model, not a curated record
ACAUUGAUGGUGAAAGAGAGUGAGAGAGUGAACAGUGUGACGUGACUACUGAACUGAAGAACCCGUGACCAUGGAAACUUAAGAACAGAAGCGAAGGAGGACAGUGAAGAUAUCCGUGUCACAUCCAAGGACCUCGCAAAACAGUGUUACUCAGGCAAUACGUGCAGAAAAACUAAGUGCGAAUUGUACCAAAGACUAACGAAGACAACACACAUCCUUGUCUAGUGUGAUGGGCGGGCAAGACACUGUUCAGAAGGCAAGGGAAGGACAUAGCAGUGUGUUCAGCGCCUUUGGAAACUUGUAAGCUCCCCAAUGAACACAAAACACAACGAAAAUGCCUUGUAUGUAUAGUGUUUGGCGUUGAUAUAAAAAAGGAGGAAAUUUUAAGGAGGAAACCACAUGGAAAGUCUUAUUAUUAGCAUCUGGCGGUGAGCAGAAUUAACGAAUCAUUGUGGAGAAUACAGUUUGGUUUGGGGUCUUACAAUGACUCAGUGUUGCACCUUUGAACUGGCCCAAAGAGUAACGAAGAGCUAACGAACCAAGACAUAGUGGCGAUUGUGAUGGAUGGGCGGCGGCGGAGACCCUUAUCGCAGGCUAGUGACGGAGAGAGCGAGGAGGGGGCAGCGGCAAGGUCCUGGCUAGCCCUGAUACUCACGUCCUAGCCUUACCCAGCAUGCUGAGCGUCGGGGGGCUGCCGGACCUCGCGCCGCCCGGAAGCCACAGGCGGUCCAAAAGUGACUGUGGCUUGGACAAAACGGAUAAGGUUGCUGACAUGGCCCCUCUCGCCCUGAGCCCACGUAGCCUGUCUCCAUCUGACAUCACGCACGCCCGCACACGCCCAUCCUCCCCCGCCCUCGUGCGUUCUCCGUCCACAUCGUCUAUUCCGGAGAUCUUUAUUAGCGGGGAGGAUGACCACGGCGCGGGCAUGUCCCCAGUGACCCGCCUUGCUUUUUUCUCCCUCGCCGAUUUUCUGGAGACGGUCACCCACCAUCCACAGUCCCGCCGGCACCACCUCCACCAUCCCCAGUCUCGGAAGAAGUGCAGUGCCAGUGAGGUUGGCGGAGGCAGCCAUGGCGGGGGUCGGCGGCGGUCCCCUCUGGCGGCACGCAAGUCAACCCCAGGGGGCGGCACGGCGGCUGGCGGCAGUGGCGGGGGCGGUGAGGUGAACACUGGCACCCCCGCCGGGACCAGUGGUGGGGCGGGGGCGACGGCAGGGGGCUCCGGGGCCCAGGCGACACCCCACCCCGGCAGACAAGGCAGCGUUGGGGGCCAGGCUGUGCGGCUCUCCAAUGCCACACACUUUGAGGAGUCCGGAGUCCACUCGUCGACGGAGGACUGUGAUGCCGAGACCGUUCCGUCGUCCGGGGUGUCCAAUGGGUCUGGUGAGCUGGUGGAUGCCCUGCGCUGCGUCACGGAUGGUGGUCCGAGCCUGCUGGAGGAUGAGGAGCAGAUGCCGCACCUCCAGCGGACCAGGGAGGCCGUGGAGCACAUCCAGACCAAGAUACAGAAGACCAAAGACCUCAUCAAGGAGGAGCAGAAGGCCAGGGACGAGAACGUGAACGAAUACCUGAAGCUUGCCGCCAAUGCCGACCGCCAGCAGAUGGCUCGCAUCAAGGCGGUGUUCGAGAAGAAGAACCAAAAGUCCGCCGCCCUUAUCCUGCAACUACAGAAGAAGCUUGAGAACUACCAGAAGCGCCUGCGGGAGAUUGAGACCCACGGGGUGAACGCAGCGCACAGACAGCCCAAGGAGGUGUUGCGAGACAUGGGACAGGGACUCAAGACGGUGAUUAGUAAGCCCAAGGAGAUAGCUCACCUGAUCAAAAACAAAUUUGGCUCCGCUGACAAUAUCAAGGAGUUAGCCGGAGAGGAGGAGCGCGACGAGGAGCGUGCCCACCACGGCUCAGCCACCCUGCCUGUGGGGGCCAGCCUGGUGCCACCCACCUCCUCGAACGCAGGGGCGGCCCUCCCAAGCCACCAGCAGAGCUCCUCAGGUCAGGGCGGCGCGGGCAGCAGCAGCGGCGGUGGUCACCACGGCAGCAAGAUAGGCUCUGAGGAAGGCUCAGAAUGCAACUCGUCCAUCACCAGCGAGAGUGUACCGGGUGGGAGCACCACCCUGGCACACCUCGCCUCGCCCAGGAACCAUCACGGACAACUGACUGGCCUGGAUUACUUUGGCCAGCCGGGAGGAAUGUCCGUGGAACAGCUGUUGAUGGAGCUGAGGGAGAGCAGGGAGGAGAUCGCCCGGCUGAGGGAGGAGAUUGACACAACAAAGCUUGCCCUGGCGGCCGAGCUGAAUGGCAUGCGUGAGGGCCUGGCUGAGGAGCGGUUCCGGUGCGAGCGACUGGAGGAGCAAGUGAAUGACCUGACUGAGCUGCACCAGAACGAGAUGGGCAACCUGGUGACCAAUAUGGCAGACAUGGAGGAGAAGGUGCAGUACCAGAGUGAGGAGCGGAUCAGGGACCUGCAUGAGGUGGUGGAGAACUGCCACACCAGGAUUGCCCGCAUGGAGCACCAGCAGGCCCAGCAGCAGCAGCAGUACCUCACGCUGGAGGGCCUGGAGGACAGCAACGCCCGGGCUGUCUUCGUCAAGCUGAUCAACGUCCUGCUGACUGUGCUGCAGGUGCUGCUGCUGGUGGUGGCCACGGUGGCCAACAUCCUGACGCCGCUGCUACAGACCCGCUCACGCCUCAUCGGCACAGCCACGGCCAUCAUCUUCAUCAUCUUCGUGUACAUCCAGCUGCCAGAGCUAAAGGAGCUGUGGAUGGCAGCCAUAGGCAGGUUUCAACAGCUGGUGUCCUUCAAGUAGCGCCACGGCUGCCGCUGUCCUUCGGGGAGGCCACCGGGCCGCUGUUUGGCCGGGCCAUCCUCCGUGAGGCCGCCCGGGCAGUCUGUGUCCCUGGAGGUGGCCUGCGGGUCUGUGGUGUCCCCGGGCCGUGUGUGUGUGUGUGCCGUGCCUGUACAGACAUAAUAAUAAUAGUAAUAUUAAUACAGACGCCGCAUGCCGCCUGGAGACUAUGUCCCUCCCUGUGCCGCGUUCCCCCCGCCGGGAACCUUUAGGAGAGGGACGGUGGUGUGAGGUGCCGGACUUUCUCUCGCUGUAGUCUGUAGUCACCACGCAGCCCGGGAGUCAUAUUGACUCCCGGCGCACAGGUUCUUAGAGGUGUGGAGGUGUGUUGCAGUGAACAGUACCGACAACAGCACAACAGGAGGAUUGCUGCACCAUGUGGAGGUGGAUGUGACCAGUGGUGUCAGUGUAGCACUGGGGCGUACAGUCCUGAGAGGUUACAGAACAGUGGCUGGGAGCCAGGCCGUGUGUGCCACCCAGGAAGACAACACCCGCCAAGAAGAAGAAGAAGAAGAAGAGGGAGAGGUGGAGGAGGAGGAGCAGCAGCAGGGCUGGCAGGCUGUGUCUCUGGGCCACACCGAGCCCCCGUGAUGGAGGUUUGUCUGGACAGCUUGUGUGAUAGUUCAUACCAAAGCCGGGAGGUGCCUCGCACUCCCUCAUUUUUUCUCCUCUCCUCUCGCUAGUUCCCUGUAGCUCUCUCACGCGCUGCAACAAAGACACGAGCCAGUAACCGCUGGAUGCCGGGCAGUGUGUGCGGGAAGCAGCUCUGCCGUCACCCCGGCUACAAAUCACUGGAUACCAAGCCCGAGCCCGAGCCCGCCACGACCACGCUCCACCUCAGCGGCUCCCUGGGCAGCGCCACACCUUGGAAUCACAUGUUCCUGCCAAUACCCGUAACGAUAAGGACCCAUGCCUUGCCGGGGCUGGCGGCGGGGCUGUGGCCGCACCAGACUGUCCUGCUAGAUGCCCUCCUCCUUCCUCUCCUCCUCCUCUCUCUGUCCUGGCACGCCUCCAUCAUGGCACUCCAUCACUGUCCUGUAGUGUGUUGCCGUAUACAUUUUUUAUCUUGUUGUCUGAAAAUGGCACAGUGGGCGAUGAGGUGUUAUUAUUAUUACCUUGUUCAUUGUUCCGGGAUACGCUGGUGCUGCUGUGAGGCCGAGAAGGACACAGAGAGCAUGCUACACUGGCUUGUGUGUGUGUGUGUGUGUGUGUGUGUGUGUGUGUGUGUGUGUGUGUGUGUGUGUGUGUGCCAGGAUGUAAAUGGUGUCACAUAUAUCACAAAAACACAAAAAAAAUGGUUACCGGCAUUGUUCGCACCUUGGGCUGCUUUCCCAGGGACUUAUCUGAUCCAGGUUAUCCUAAAGCUUGUGAAGGGAAGGGAUAGGAGCAGCAGAGCAUUACUUUGUCUGGGGCCGAGCGCCGCACCUCAACCUAGCAGUGUGUUACCGUGGGCUUGAUACGAGUCACUGGGUUUUAUCGGAAUUAUCAUAAACAAGAAAUUAAUAAAGAUAACGGAUUUCCUAUAGCAAUAAUUUAAAGUUUAAGGACAUUAUGGACUUGCAAAUUGACAUUCAAAGCCUCGAGCAAAUCAUUCAAAUUUCAAACUUAGCAAUAUUGCCUAUAAAAAUGUGUUAAAAGGUAUAUAUAUAUUUUCAAACAGUUGUAAGGGGAGGGUCAAGUAAGGUCUAUGGCGCCUGAAGUCUCAUUGUCACAGUACAUCUUCUAAAAGGGUGAAAAACAUACCAUGUGACCGUUAGCUGCCGUGUGGACUCACAGACCGAUUAGACACUCCAGCAACCUUUGGAAGAGAAGCUUAAUAGAAGUAGCGAUGCCUUGUACUUACAGCCACUCGUGUGAAGCCUUUUGUUGGUCCAAUGAGACUUGUUGACGUACGCACCAAGCUGUCCCUCGCAGUGGCUGCUGAGAGAAACUGAGGCUGAGGUUGACGGUGGUGUUUGUGGUGGUGGUGUAGAGUUAUGGCUGUAUGUGGUGGUAGUGUUGAGUUUAAGUCAUUGGCAGGAGGAAAUACUGGUGAAUGAAGGCUGUUGCAAUUUACCGGUGGAAGGGAUGAAAGAAUGAAGAUGCUGGUUAACUCUUGCAUAAGGGAUUUGAAUAUUUGAGGGAUUAAGGAAUGAAGAUGCUGGUUAACUCUUGCAUAAGGGAUUUGAAUAUUAGAGGGAUUAAGGAAUGAAGAUGCUGGUUAACUCUUGCAUAAGGGAUUUGAAUAUUAGAGGGAUUAAGGAAUGAAGAUGCUGGUUAACUCUUGCAUAAGGGAUUUAGAUAGAAUAGGGAUGAGGGAAUCAAGAUGCUGGUUAACUCUUGCAUAAGGGAUUUGGAUAGAAUGAAGAUGCCAGUCUGAAUGUAAUCACCAACCAGUCACAUAACCAAUCAGUCAGUCAGUCAGGGAGUCACAGUGUAGGGCAGUCUUGUGUGUGUGUGUGCGUGGAGCUGGCUGGGCUAAACCACGACUGAGGCUGGUCAUCCCUUGCUCUGUUAUCCGUGAUCAUCGUCUGCAUCCACAUUCAUAGUUGAGUCAGUGAAGGAUAUAGAAUGGGAGAGAGAGAAUAUUCUUAUUGUUUGAUGCUUCUGACUCUCACCAAGUAUUUCCAUAGGCUAAGAAAGAUAUUAGAGACUUUGCUGUGUUGAAAGCUAAGGAAAAAGACAUUUAUUCUGCUAUAGCCAUGAUUGUUGAAGUACUUACAACACUUAAAUUUAAUGUAACUCUGUCUCUCAAAAAAUAUUAAGCUGUUUAAAGCCAUUCUGAUUCCCACUAAAAAACUCUGCCAUGUUCUUAUCUAAUCAUACUUUUUGGAGGAUUGAGUCAAGCUUAUAUUCCUCAUUAUUUCAUCACAGUUUUUCUUAUAUUUUUAACAAUGUUGGAAGCACUAAAGCCUAAAGACUCGGCUAUAUUCUUUAUCUCUAUAUAUAUUUAGGCGGGAUUGAGUCAAGCUUGUGUGUCAUCAUUUUAUCACGGUUUAUCUGAUAGUUCCUGAAAUUUGUGCAUAGAUUUGACACCUAUGGAGGCAGACAGACCCAGGCUUAUAUUCUCAGAUGCUUAUGGCUCUCACAACAGCUCUUUCCCAAGGCCACAAAGGAAGUUAGUCAGGUUCCCAUGAGUGUAUUGUAUGUUCAUGGUGCAGAAGCCUUGUCAAACUAUCAAAAGGCUCAUGAAACUACCCAUGGACAUACCAACACAACCUAUACCAAAGCCUUGUCAAACUAUUACUAUAGGCUCAUAACUAUCCUUGGAAAUAUUAAUACAACCUUACAACAACUAUUUCCUUUGGCCACAACCUCUAGCCUUAUUUUAUGUUGGCGUGGGAGCCGAGAAAUGCCUGAGAAUAUUCAACUUAAAUUACGGAUGGCAAACGAAGGGAUGCCCAGUUUAUCGUCAUCCCGGCCGCUCCCAGUCUUACUAUAAUACCAUUUUCAUAGAUGAUAAUACUACUACCCUAGGAAGGAAGGAAGGAAGGAAGGGCAGGAAGGGAAGGAUGGACAUAAAGACUUUUUGGGCCUCACUGGCAGUUUAUAGCCAAGCCUUCAUUAUCGAGGCUCACUGUAUUUAUUGUACUCUGUCAGUCACCCUGUGUAUGUAUAUUAUCAAGCAUUCGUGGCUCUGUUCCUUGAGACUCCAUUACUGCUGCUGCUGCCACUACUGUUACUACUACUACUACGUCUACUACUACUACGACUACAUCUACUACUACUACUACCAUUAUUUUUGUUAUUAUUAUUAUUAUUGUGGUCUUAAUUUCUUUUAUAUUUAUUUGUGGCUCUGUUCCUCUACCACCAAUACUACUACUACUGCUACUAUUAUUAUUAUUAUUAUUAUUAUUAUUAUUAUUAUUAUUAUUAUUAUUAUUAUUAUUAUGGAAGGUAUUUUGGGGGCCAGAUUGCUUUUUCUUUCAUUGAUUUUGUGGUUAUUUUUUCCAUUAAGACUUUUAUUUAUUUGUAUAUAUUUAUUUAUUAACUUCACAAGCUCUGAAGGGAGGGAGUUUCCAUAUUUUUUCACUGUUUCAAAUUACUCCAUAUUGUUUUUUGUCAACUUUUUUUUAUAUUCGCCUGAUUUUUUUUGUGUUGGUCUUCAUUAAUUGUUAUGUGGAUGAUUCGUCUUUUGGGGGCUGUUUUUCAAGGCUCGGUCAGCUUUUUUUUUCAUUCUUCAAUCAGUAGUUUUGUUUCCAUAUUGAUUUUUGUAUAAUUCUUUUUUCUUUGUAUUAUUCUAUCAGUAAUUUUGUUUCCAUAUUUAUUUUUUGUAUAUUUUUUUUGUAUUUUUGAAUCAGUAAUUUUGUCUAUAUUGAUUUUUUUGUAUUUUGUAUUUUUCAAUCAGUAAUUUUGUCUCUAUAUUGAUUUUUGUAUUUUUCAAUCAGUAAUUUUGUCUAUUGAUUCUUGUAUAUUUUUUUUUUUGUAUUUUUCAAUCAGUAAUUUUGUUUCCAGAUUGAUUUUCAUAUAUUUAUUUUUUCUAUAUUCUUGUUAUCUUGUCAGUGGCUGCUCCAGAUUUCCUAUUGAUACUCUCUUUUUAUAAAUGUUUAAGCCAUCCCAUGAAGAGUCCAUUUUUAAAAGCUUGUAUUUCUUCAUAUAUUUAUUUUCUGUUUAUAUUUUCUCAUCAUAUAUGUUUAAGUUUCCUCCCUUGAAGACCCGGUUGUUGAAUUUACGUUCUUUAUUUAUCUAUAUUUAUUUAUUUAUUAACUUCACAUAUUAGGGAGGGAGAUUUUUUUUCUAUUUAUUUAUUAAUUUGUUUCUUUUUCUUUUUUUAGAUUCUUCCUGUAGUAAUGUUUAGACUGGAAGCCCCAAACUUCUUCAUUUAUCUUUAAUUUAUUUUAUUUCAUUUCAUUUUUUUUCUUUUAUUUGUUGAGUGGUAGCCCUACACUUCUUUAUUUGUCUUUUAUUUUUAUAUUUUUUACUUCACUUUUUUUUUCAUGUCCUUGGCAGAGUAUUCUUGGUUACUUUUUUAUUCCACUUGAAUCCACUAUUAUUGGUGUGACCUAUUCUCUUUUAUUUAUGCCUAUUUAUCUUUUCAUGUGUUUGUAAAGGUAUUUUUUUGUUAUUUUUUUAUUCCCAAUGAGUCCACUGGUUUUUGUGUAUUCUCUUUUCUUUAAUAUUCUUGCAGUAACGUUGACAGUGGCUGCUCCAUGUUACUUACUUAUCUUUUAUAUCCAUCUUUUUAUUUAUCUCUUCAUGUGUUAAGUUAGUUUUUUUUAUUCUAGGCGAGUCCACUGGUAUUCCUUUUUUUUUAAUAUUGUUGCAGUAACGUUAACAGUGGCUGCUCCAUGUUAUUUAUUUAUCUUUUCCCCUAAGCUUAGUUUUUCCACGAGGAGCCUACAUUAUUUUCCUAUCAAGGGUUGGGCCGCUGCCCCCCCCAGGUCGUUGUGCCCCCCCACCCCCGGGGAGGUGCCGGGCUUGAGAUCUGACUCACUGUAAAGUUUGGUUGUCAAAGUGUGUGACUGUUUUGACAAACUUAAAGCAUAUUAUAUUAAUUUUAAAGAUUUUAUUUCCUAGGAGAUUUCUAGUAAAGAAGACACUCUA